AUGGAUGAUAUUCGUUUAAUAUCAGCAUCACCACCGUUAUCAACAUCAUCAUCAUCAUCAUCAAUAUUAAAACCAGUUUGUUCAUCUCUGACUGGUUCAUUAACAAAUAAUCGACAACGAAUAGAUUCAGCAUCAGUUAUACAACAAUCUGAUGUAUCAUCAUCGAGACCCGCUUUAUUGGCUGAUGAUGCAUUAGGACCACUUCUUUUUGAAGCUCUUGAUGGAUUUUUCUUUACAAUAAAUCAUAAUUGUGAACUUGAUUUUGUAAGCGAUAAUGUUGGACAGUAUUUAAAAUUUUCUCAAGAAGAACUUGCUGGACGAAAUUUGUAUCAUUGUGUACAUCCGAGUGAUGUUAGCGAGUUUAGCAAAGCUUGGGCAAAAAAAGAUGCCGGUGAUUCUUUAGCUCCAACAAGUAAUAUUGAACAACAAAAUGCUCAAUCACGUGGACGUACAUUCCUAUGUCGUAUGCGAACAAAUGAUGAAUCUUCUCCAUACGUUACAAUGAUUGUAUCAGUUGCUCUUCAUCGUGAUUCAGCCAGUAGUGAUAAAACAUUUUUAAUAUGUAUUGCUCGUCGACCACCAUUGAAUGAACUUAAAGAUAAACCAGCUUUACUUGGUUUUGAUCAAUUUUCAUCACGAAUUAAUUUACAAUAUGAUAUUGAAAGUUUAGAUUCAAGUCAUAUGAAAUGUGAAACAAUUGAUAUGAAUUUUAUGAGAAAAAAUUUUCGAGAUUAUGUUCAUGUAAAUGAUAUUCCAUUAAUUAAUCGACAUUUUCAAGAAGUUAUCGAAAAAGGUGAAUCAAAAAGUGCUGUCUAUCGAUUCUGUUUACAUGAUAAUAUAUAUGCUUUUGUUAAUACUCACAGUAAAUUAUUUUCUAAUACAACAACUGGUAAAUCAGAAUCAAUUAUGUCUACACAUACAAUAGUUCGUUUAAUUGAUAAUAUAAAUGAUUUAAAUGGCAAUGCUUCAACACGUUUGAUGAAAUCAAUAAUAACAUCAAAUCGUGAUUUACAAAGAAAUAAACAACAAUCACCAACAAAUAAAAUUCUUACACAACCACCAGCACCAGCAUCAACACCACCCAUUGGUACACAAUUUGCAUUAACUAUGUUAGGCAUGCAUAAAAAUGCAUCCGAUUCUUUACAACAACAUGUAUCAAGUACAUUGGGAACACUUCUUCAAGUACAAAAUUCUUUAUCAGCACCAAUAUCUAGUCCUAAUGAUAAAGCUCAACAACAAUUAACUAUCCCAUCACCACCACGAACAAAUGUUCAAAAAUCUUCUACAUUUGACAAUGUUUCUUCAUCGAAUAAAGUAGAAUUUGGUAGUAAACGAACAUCUUUUAGUCCUUCAUUAAAUUCUGUGAACUCCAGUCAUGGUAGUAUUCCAUCACCUGCUAAUUCUUUUGACUUACUUUUUUCAUCUGUAUCACCAACAAAUGAUUUAAAUUCAUUUUUACCAUCAUGUUCACCAACUAAUAAAAAACCAUCAUCACCAUUACAAUUAUUAGAUCCAACAUCAUUACUUUUUUCAAAUAAUGAUAUUUAUUCAACAGCACCAAGUCCAAUAACAACUCCAAUAACACAAUCACGUAGUUCAACACGUUUAAGACAAUUACUUGCAACGAAAUCACCAUCAUCAUCAACAACACCAAGUCCACAUUAUCAUACUGAUACAAAAUCUCAUACAAAUACAUUCGAUGAUCUUAUACAAGUUGUUGAAAGUCCAACAACAACACAUGUAUCACCUGUACCUAAUGAUAUACUAUCACCAAUAAAACGUGUUAGAAGUCAAAGUCAAACAAAUGGAAUUUCAAAUAAUAAUGCAGCUGACAUGCUUCUUAAACAAAUUUUAGGACGACAACCACCUAUAACAACAAUGUCAUCAGCACCAAAUAUAGCUGAUGUUACAACAUUAGAUAAUAAUUCAACAUGGUCAUCACCGGCUUCUGUACCAACAAUAAAAACAGAAGCUAAUACUAAUGAUGAUAAUACAUCAACUGAACAAACAACAAAUACAAUUGGUACCACAAAUAAAUUACGUAGCGAUAUUUUUCUUCGAACAUUACUCAAUGAUGAAGUACGUCCACAAAAAGUUGUUGUUGAAACUCCAUUUGUUUAUAAUUCUCGACAUAAAACAAAUCAACGUACAUCAAGUGUUACAAAUCAAAUGCUUGGAAGUAAUGUUAAAACACUUGUUAAUAAUGGACGUUCAGCAUUAAAAAGUCAAUUAUCAUUACAAAUAAAUAAUUUACCAGAUACAACUAUAUGGGAUCAAAAAUCAAAGAAAAAAACACGACAACAUGCACAUAGUUUUGGUAGUCGAAAUACUGUUAUGACAACAACAACAACAACAACACAACCAAGAAAACCUGGACGACCAAAACGAGAUCCAUCAGAAUAUCUUUUAGCAAAUCCUCAAUCGACAUUAUCGGAUAAUUCACUUGAUUCAUUAUAUGAUUCAUCUUCAAAUAUUGAACAAUCAUCGCCAAUUGCACUUCGUCGUACAACACGACAAUUAGCAGCAUUAAAUGCAAAUACAACAAAUUUAAAACGUCCUAUUGAUAAUGAUGAUCAAAUACAAAAUCCAAGAAAAUAUCCUAAAUUACUAACACAAGUCAUUAAAGAUGGUGUUAAAAUUGAAUGUCAAGAUCAUUCAAUCAUUUCACCAUCAGCAGCUAUUGCUGCUACACGUCCACUUAAUCAAUCACCUCAAACAGCAAUUAAAACUGAACCCGAUAUAUUUGAUCGUAAUUAUCUAUUAGAUAAAACUCCAUCACCAUUAUUAAGACGAUCAAUAAAUAAUUCAAUAUCAGCCAAUUCUCAAUCAACAUUAUUACGUUCAUUAAUUCGUUCACCACAAACUCCAUCAUUAACAACGAAAAAAGAUGCACCAUUAUAUGAUCUUUUACAAAAUCUUGAUUCAAAUGAUUCAUCUAUAUUUACAACUAUUAAUUCAGCUUCAACACCACCACCAAUAACAAUAAAUAAUAAUAAUAAUAAUAAUAAUAAUAAUGCUAGUACUAAUAAUUCAAUUGAUCCUCUUGAACAAUAUCUAACUCCAGCAUCAUCACAAUCAACAUCAACAACUAAAAAUUCAUCAUCUAAAGAUGAUUAUCUUGCUGCUUUAUUAAGCUCGGAUCCUCAACAACCAAAUGAAAUAUCAUUUAUUCCAAUAAAUAAACAACAACAACAACAACAACAACAACAACAACAGCAGCAACAACAAACACCAAUGUUAACACGAUCAGCAUCAACAUCGAGUGAUAGUGGUCGUAUAGCAGCCAUUGUUAAUGAUCUAUUUAGUUCAGCAACAAAUGUAGCAACAUCAAAUAAUUCUAAUGAUGAUUUCUUAUCUUUAUUAGAUAGUAAAGAUUUUCUCGAGUGUUUAAAUGAUCCAACAACAAUUGAUUCAAUACUUUCUCAAAAUUCUACAAAUGUUAUAGAAACCUCAUUUUCAUCACCAACAUCUAAACGUAGUGAAAAAGAUGAAAAAGCUAUUAGUGAAAUAUAUAAAACACUUGUUACUUCAUUUAAUCCCGGUCCGCCUUCACUCGAUCUAUCUGUUGAUAAUAGUCCUUUCAGCUCUAUCACCGGUGACUUUUUAUUAGCUGAAAAUUCUCCUAUGUCAAUACCACCAAAUCGAACAGUUAAUGCUGAUCCAUCUAUGACAAUGUACCGACAACAGCCAACAACAUAUUCAUAUCAAACUCAUCAACAACAGCAACAAUCAUCCACAAAUACCUCUCAAUAUUCUGACUGUCUUUCAAUGGAUAUGAUUGAUACGAAUAGUUUUCCACCAAAUAAAUCCUUAUCACCAAUUAAUAAUUCUUAUCCAGUACCACCACAAUCAACAACAACACAUAUGGAAGCUAAUUCAAUGAUGAUGUAUCCUCAACAAACACCAUCACAUAUUCAACAUCAUCAAGCACAAAAUCAAAUGUCUAAUUUAUUUUAUCGUCAAACACCUCAACCUCCACAACAAACAAUGUAUAAUAACUUUAUUCAACCACCACCAGCAAAUCAAUUGGCUUCUGGUUAUUAUUCAAUGCCACAACAACAACAACAACAACAACAACAACAACAACAACAACAACAACAACAACAACAACAACAACAACAAUCACCACAACAACGAAUACCAACAUCUAAUCAUCCAUCACAAUUAAAUAAACGACAACCAUUAAUUCAUCAACAACGAACAUCCCACCAAAAUAAUUCACCACUUCAAUUACACAUGUCGAUGAAUGUUACUUUGCCACAUAUGACACCAAAUCAACAACAAUCACAGCAGACACAGCAACAGCAACAUCGACCUAUGAUGAAUACAUACAACGAUUUAAUGAUGCCUAAUGGUAAUGGUUCAACAUUACAGCAAGAUUUUCAUCGACUUUCACCAUCAUUAUUAAAUAAUAACCCACUUGAUCUUCCAUAUAAUCAUGAUAUUUUUAUGUCACCAUCACCAUCAGGGCCACCACCCCCACAACAAUUAACACAAAAUCGUCAUAUGACUGUAAUGCAAACACAGCAACAACCAUCUGUUCCUCCUCCUCCUCCUCCUUCACAAGCCACUAUCCAUCAGCCAUAUUCUAAUAUGAGUGUGGCUCUACCGGCGACCAUGCAACAAAAUUCACAUAAUUCAAACAAUCUCAUGAAUCCAUCAAUACCAAAUUUAACACCUGCUGAAUGUCGUCAAUCCGAAGAAUUGAAUAAUCAAAUGAUGAGUUGUUUAAGUUUUCCAGCAAGUAGAUCUACAAGUGAAUUUGUACGUAAACAAUUACAAAAUACAAUUCAUGGACGACAAAAACCAGCCGGUGGAAAAGAUAUGUCAGGAAUAACAGCACAGAAAAUGAUCAAUUCGCCAAGUCUUGAUUCAAAUCAAAAAGGGGCUUAUUUUCGAAAUAAAUUAUCAUCUCAAUUGUCUUCUCCAUCCUUACAAGCAGCUAUAAGAUCACAACAACAACAACAAUAA
This is a messenger RNA of Rotaria sp. Silwood1, 4971 nucleotides long. The record is from the annotation of a GenBank genome assembly. NCBI's taxonomy places the organism in Eukaryota, Metazoa, Rotifera, Eurotatoria, Philodinida, Philodinidae.